Molecule: messenger RNA, 1092 nt
Organism: Zingiber officinale
Lineage: Eukaryota; Viridiplantae; Streptophyta; Magnoliopsida; Zingiberales; Zingiberaceae
Exons: 2
Coding region: 39-695 (218 amino acids)
Source: RefSeq, a predicted model, not a curated record
UUCUCAUCUCUCGCGCUGUCCGGAUCGGUUUCGACGCCAUGGAAGGACACCUCGACGACCUCGAGGAUUGGGAGAUCCUCUCCGUCAAGAACUCGGCGGAGGACGGGAUCAUCGAAUUCGACAACUGCAUACUUGAUUCUGAGGAGAAGGGCCAGGAAGGAGCCGCGUGGUUUGAAUUCGCCGACGACGAAGGGAGUAAGCUCGAGGAUUCCGAUAACCCUGUUUCCGUUGAUCCGCAGUCGAACUCUCACUUCAGCGAUCACUUGGGCCGGUCUUGCUCCGGUGAUUCCCUGAAUAACCGAAGGUCGCGUUUUGUGAUACCUAAAGAUGAGCACGAGAUCACCAACAGAGACGAGGAGGAGGAAGCAGUGGUUCCUGAGGGAACUGGCGAGAUCGAAGGGAGAAUGGCGGGGUUUGCAGUUACCGAUGAAGAGGAUUCCGGCGUACACACGAGCGCACAAGAUGCGAGCUGUGAUUCUUCGGUGAAAAUGGACGAUGAGAAGAAAGGGGUGCUUUGGUGGAAGCUUCCCUUUGAGCUCUUACCGUUCUCUAAGGUCAAACCGGCUUGGCCUAUCUCCAUUGCCGCUGCAGUUUUGGGAUUUUGGAUGCUUAGGAAGACAGUUUAUAGGAAGAAGCAGAAGAUUCAAAUUGCUCCUUUGAUUACUAGCCUCGAUGAAAAGCACAUUGUGAGUUGAAUGCUUGCUAACUCUGAUGAAUAAGUUGCAGAAGGCACCCCAAUUGAAUAUACAGGCAGGUCGCCUGAAUGAAGCUUUUUUUAUCGCGAGACGAGUUGUUGUCACAAGAUCUUCACAGUCUGCUGGCAAUUUGAUCCCGCUGCCUGUGGUGGAUAUUCACUAAGAUGUAGCCGUGCCAGUGAUUCAAACUAACUGGAGAAUGCGUGAUCUGCCCCCAUCAUCCCCAAACAUUGUGUGAAUAUGAAGCUUAUGUUCAUUCAUGUGGUUCCCAUGAUAAGUUAUCUGCACAAUAUAAUAACUUGCUUUGUAUAUUAUUAAUAAGGCAGAAUAAAAUAGACAAAUAAAGGGUAUUUGUUUAGUAGGGUUCUUGCAAUAAAAUAGACAAUUUUUUAAUAAA